Molecule: messenger RNA, 1092 nt
Organism: Leptosia nina
Lineage: Eukaryota; Metazoa; Arthropoda; Insecta; Lepidoptera; Pieridae
Source: the annotation of a GenBank genome assembly
AUGUGCACCACUAAGCCUAUCGGUGGCUGUCGGCGUACACAAGACCUGCUUCGCGUGAGGGCUACAGACCCAAGACCCUGCCCGAAGUGUGGCAAAAUUUACCGAUCAGCUCACACUUUAAGAACCCAUCUUGAAGAUAAACACACCGUUUGCCCUGGCUAUAGAUGCGUUCUGUGCGGAACGGUAGCAAAGUCUCGGAACUCCCUCCAUUCGCAUAUGUCACGACAACACCGCGGGAUCUCCACCAAAGACCUGCCUGUACUACAGAUGCCAACAAGAUUCGAUCCAGAACUAGCCAGCCAACUAUUAGCUAAGGCUGGUGUGAAGGUAUCACCAGAGCAGCUGAGGGCGCGCGCUUCUCCAACCGGGCCGAGACGAUCUGAUAUCAAGCUUGAUGCGAAGUCUGCUGCAUCUGAAAGCAGCUCUAUAUGUGGAGACAACGAGCACGAUGACCUUAGUCAGUCGAAAUAUCAAGACAGUAUCCCUGUGUCACCACCGCAUAUAAACAACUUAACCAAUACCACGAUAACAAAAGUGCCGGCUGUACGAGCAGUUACAGCCAAGGCGGUUGAAAAUCUCCCGCACGGGUUAUCCGGUAUGAAGCACGAUGAUUACCCGCCAGGAUUUGGAGGCGGCUCUGCUAUUCUCGACACUUAUUUACAAUAUAUUGGAGAAAAUGUUUUUGGAAUGAAUGCUGCAAAACUCGCACAAAUGAAUGCAAUGCACAUGGAAAGAAAAACAUAUGAUGAACCCUCACCCCAAAUGGGAUCGCUUCCACCUCCGCCCACCACACUAGCUCACCAACGCUUCCUCAAACAAAUGCAAAGACAAUACACGGAAAACAUGGGAAAGCCGGAUAUAAUGCGUGACUCUGAAGAACCUUUAGAUCUGGGUAAAGAAAGGCAAAGGAACGACAGCAUCAGCGAGGCUGAGACCGACAGGCAAGAUAUAGACAAAGAGAUGAGUAAAGAUUACUUCAAUAAGGGAUAUAACGACGAUGACAGGAAUAGAAUACACAUGUCCGAAGACCAUGAAAACAUGGGGCACGAGGACGACUAUUCAGAAGACGAGCAUAAUAAGGCAGCUUCAUGA